CAUCCUGUGUAUUGUGUAAAUGUAGUGGGAACUCAGAAUGCUCACAAUCUGAUCAGUAUUUCUACUGAUGGUAAAAUGUGUUCAUGGAGUCUGGACAUGUUGUCACAACCACAGGAUAGUAUGGAGCUACUGCAUAAACAUCCCAAGUACGUUGCUGUCACAUGUCUGUCUUUUCCAACUGGUGAUGUCAAUAACUUUGUUGUAGGGAGUGAAGAAGGCUCAGUAUACACUGCAUGUAGACAUGGCAGCAAAGCUGGCAUUAGUGACCUUUAUGAAGGUCACAAUGGUCCUGUAACAGGGAUUGAUUGUCAACAUGUUCAAGGUCAAAUUGAUUUUUCCCAAUUGUUCCUGACGUCUUCCUUUGACUGGACAGUUAAAUUGUGGAGUCUAAAGCAACAAAAGCCACUGUAUUCAUUUGAAGAUCACAGUGAUUAUGUAUAUGAUGUGAAAUGGUCUCCUAUCCAUCCUGCUCUGUUUGCUGCUGUUGAUGGUAUGGGCAGAUUGGAUCUCUGGAAUCUUAACAAUGAUACUGAAGUUCCUACAGCUGGUAUAGUAUUAGACACUCAGCCUGCUAUUAAUCGUAUUCGAUGGGCUCAGUCAGGGCACCAGAUUGCUGCUGGUGAUGCGGAUGGCAAGAUAUGGAUUUAUGAUGUAGCUGAGGUCAGU
Messenger RNA from Saccoglossus kowalevskii, 666 nucleotides. Its product is annotated as cytoplasmic dynein 1 intermediate chain 2-like. Gene Ontology annotation, cellular component: cytoplasmic dynein complex. Gene Ontology annotation, biological process: transport along microtubule. Gene Ontology annotation, molecular function: dynein light chain binding; dynein heavy chain binding. NCBI's taxonomy places the organism in Eukaryota, Metazoa, Hemichordata, Enteropneusta, Harrimaniidae. The record is from RefSeq and is a predicted model, not a curated record.